This is a messenger RNA of Exophiala dermatitidis NIH/UT8656, 1515 nucleotides long. RefSeq names its product molecular chaperone DnaJ. The coding region runs from base 1 to 1515 and encodes 504 amino acids. The transcript has 2 exons. Gene Ontology annotation, cellular component: cytosol. NCBI's taxonomy places the organism in Eukaryota, Fungi, Ascomycota, Eurotiomycetes, Chaetothyriales, Herpotrichiellaceae. The record is from RefSeq and is a predicted model, not a curated record. Gene Ontology annotation, biological process: protein import into peroxisome matrix.
AUGGUCGUCGACACAUCCUACUACGACGCGCUGGGCGUCAAACCUGACGCAUCGGAACUCGAAAUCAAGAAAGCGUACAGAAAAUUGGCUAUUACCACGCAUCCCGACAAAAACCCAGGCGAUGAGACCGCGCACGCUCGAUUCCAGGCAGUUGGCGAAGCCUAUCAAGUUUUAUCCAACAAAGAAACGCGGGCAGCCUACGACAAAUAUGGAAAGGAAAAAGCAAUGCCGAGUCAAGGCUUCGAAGACCCGGCGGAAUUCUUCAGCAUGAUUUUCGGCGGUGACGCCUUUGUUGACCUCAUCGGGGAGCUUACGUUGCUAAAAGAUUUGACACAUACUAUGGACAUUACCAUGGAGCAGAUGGAAGAGGAGGAGCUGGCCAAGAAUGCCGAAGAGAAAUUAAACAUCCACGAAGAAAAGGCAAAGGACGCCACAGCAGCCACUGCGGCGGACAUGGAACAAAAGAGUUCAGAGGCAGCAGCAUCCGAACCUUCUACUGGUCCCGGUGCAAGUACGGACACAACCUCAGCGCCUCCACCCGCUUAUGUUGAAGGCGAUGAGGCACCGACUUCCGCUGCCGGCAAGGCUGCAUCGGGAACUAGCACGCCUCAAAAACGAUACCUCGGUCAACAAGCCAUCAUGGACCGGUCGGAGGAAGAUGCACGAAUGGACGCCGCCGGCCUGACACAAGAGGAGAAAGACCUUCAGAAGAAGAAAAAGAAAGGCGGCCUGACGAAAGAGCAGCGGGAGAAACUUGAAGCGUACGAACGUGAGAGACGAAAACAGCGAGAGGAGCGGGUAGAUACACUGGCGAAAAAGCUGAUCGACCGCAUCAGCGUUUGGACCGAGACGGACAAAGGGCCCGAAGUGACCAAGGCGUUCCAAGAAAAGACGAAACUCGAGGUCGAGAAUCUGAAAAUGGAGUCAUUCGGCAUCGAGAUCCUACAUGCCGUUGGCCAGACAUAUUGCCAGAAGGCGACGUCGUUCCUCAAAUCCCAGAAAUUCCUCGGCAUUUCAGGGUUUUUCUCGCGCCUCAAGGACAAGGGCACCCUUGCCAAGGAGACGUGGACGACGAUUUCGACCGCCAUCGAUGCCCAAUUGACCAUGGAAGAGAUGGCCAAGCUCGAGGAGAAAGGGGGCGCCGACUGGACGGACGAAAAGAAGGCCGAAUACGAACGUAAGGUCACGGGCAAGAUUCUGGCCGCUGCCUGGCGUGGGUCUAAAUUCGAGAUCCAGGGCGUCCUGCGUGAUGUCUGUGACAAGAUUUUGAAUGAUAAGACCGUGAAGCUUGAAAAGAGGAUCGAGCGCGCCCAUGCUCUGGUGCUGAUCGGGACCAUCUUCCAACAGGCCGAGCGGGAUCCAGACGAAGAAGGCGACUUCAUGGCCUUCGAGCAGCUCAUGGCCGAAUCCAUGAAGAAACAAGAGAAGAAAAAGGAGAAGGAAAAGGACAAGGAGAAGAAACAUCACCGCAAGGAGUCGCCGUCACCGGCCGCCGCAGCGGCGGCGUCAUCCUAG